GAUCAACACAGAAAGCGCACAACAAUAUCAUUGGAAGCACGGUCAUCAUGGACCUUGUCACAAUCCUUUUAUCUGUCGUGGUCAUCCUCUUCUUGGCCAAUGUAUACAACAAGCAAAAGAAACAUAAAGACAAAAAUUUACCUCCUGGGCCCAAACCUUUACCCAUCAUCGGAAAUCUGCACAUGCUUGAUAUGAAACAACCUUACAAAACAUUUCUAGAGAUGUCUAAGACGUAUGGCACAGUACUGACUAUUCAUUUAGGAAUGGGAAAAGUCAUCAUCUUGUGCGGCUAUGAGACUGUUAGAGAUGCUCUACUUACCCAGGGUGACGAAUUUGCUAACAGACCACGGUUGCCAAUAUUUUCAAAAUCAACUAAAGACAAUGGUGUUAUUUUUUCUAAUGGGGAGAGCUGGAAGGCAAUGAGAAGAUUCACCAUUUCAACACUCCGAGAUUACGGAAUGGGGAAAAAAGCGAUAGAAGACAAGAUCAGUGAAGAAGCUGAAUGUUUGGUGCAGGCGAUCACAGCUCAUGGAG
Molecule: messenger RNA, 534 nt
Organism: Nanorana parkeri
Lineage: Eukaryota; Metazoa; Chordata; Amphibia; Anura; Dicroglossidae
Product: cytochrome P450 2C50-like
Exons: 4
Biological process (GO): xenobiotic metabolic process
Cellular component (GO): cytoplasm; intracellular membrane-bounded organelle
Molecular function (GO): oxidoreductase activity, acting on paired donors, with incorporation or reduction of molecular oxygen, reduced flavin or flavoprotein as one donor, and incorporation of one atom of oxygen; iron ion binding; heme binding
Source: RefSeq, a predicted model, not a curated record